GCGUGUCAGACAAGUGUAGAGUACGAGUCGACACAAACCAAGAGUUCAUUUCAGGUGUAACCAUGCUGUGGGUGAUCUUGGUCGCGAUCAUUCCCAUCGCUGCUUGCCAAAGAACAGACAAAUGGGACAGGUGUGGAUGUCGCUGGGACACGUGGCAGGCCUGGUCUAAGUGUUCCAGAAGAUGUUAUGGCAGUCAGAGUCGCCAGAGGAAGGUGUGGCAUCACAUCACGCCAGAUUGUGAGGGAUUUGAAGCAUGCGAUGAAGGAAACGGUGGAUGGGAAAGAAGGGACUGCAACAAACACUGUGAUGCAGGUUACUAUAAUGGAUAUCGCUGCACUUGUCCACGGGGAAGAUAUGGAGUGUGCUGUGGUGACGUUGUGACAUGCGCCAGACCACUGUCCAUAACACACGGACAGGUACACGGGACACGGUUCAACUAUGAUGACGUCAUCACAUACACAUGUGACACCAGCUAUAACUUGACUGGUUCCUAUGAGAGGACCUGCUUGGUUAACGGAGGGUGGAGUCGUUCUACACCUAGAUGUCUAUUCGCCGAGUCGUGUAAGAGUGGCCCGUGUCAGAAUGGCGGCACAUGUGUGGAUGGCCUGGACAGGUAUGACUGUAUCUGUGGAAGCGGCUGGACUGGGAAAAACUGUGAUGUCGAUAUACAAGCGCCAGUGGCUGAUCAAUGCCCUUCUAGUGUUCGUGUGACUACCUCAUCUCGUGAGAUGAACUACACAUGGACAGCUCCUGACUUCUCUGACCCGCAUGGCAACCCUGUGAAUACUUCCUCUAAUUAUGACAGCUAUGACAGUAACACUUUCACCUUCCCCUGGGGAGACUUCACCGUCCUCUACACUGCAGUCAAACCGAGUAACGGCCUUCAGACGAACUGCAGCUUUACAAUCAGCGUCAGACCCAAGCCGUGUCCUUCUAUUGUUGCUCCGAGCAAAGGUUACGUCCUGUGUAACGGGUGGAGAGCGGACUAUGGUCAGUUCUGUCUCGUUGGGUGCAACGCCAACUACUCUCUUCCACUCAGCUUUGACGCGCGACAGUGGGUAGUGUGUGGUGCAAGUGGCCACUGGACUCCAGAUCCUAUUCCACGACGAUGCAAUGAGGGUGAUUCAGCUGGCCAUGUGGUGUUUACCCGUGAAGACUGUCUCAGUGGUACUCACAAGCAAAGGGAAGACUAUAUCCAUGCACUGAAACGAUCGUCCUUCAACUCUGUCUGUACUGACAACCCUUCAAUGUGCUCUCCUGACAAUGUGACUGUUGUGUGCGGGGCUUAGAUGGUAGACAUACACCAGUGUGAACAUCGACAGAAUCGUUUUCGAACUACCGUCAAAAUAUGCUAAUGAAAUAAUUGAAGAACUGUUUGAAGGGAAUAUAUACAGUGGAACCUAGUUAUGUCAAACCCGGAUGUGUCGAAUUCCCGGUUGUCUCGAACUCAUUUAGGUGUCCCAAGUAUCCAGAUUACGCAUACAAUUUACCUGAUGUCUCGAACUCGAGAGUUCGACACAAAGAUGUUCGACUAUAUGUGAUAUAUAAUAACAUCAGAUUGUGUUUGAUUGUCGUGAACAUAAAGUGUAUGGCAUAUUCUAGUAGAUGCAAAAUGUAUGUUAUUGACAGGAAAUAUUCGUGUGCGACAUUGCUGUAUGUUCCCUGGAUUGCCAUCUGUAAAUAAACUUCAAUCAUUGCAUUGCUGAUACAUUGUAAGUCAUAUGCGCCUUGAAAAAUAGAUUGUUUUCUGAGUGAAAAUGCUUGUUAUAAAUCCAAUUGUAAAUGUAAGGUUCCGAUUGAUUGGCUUGUUAUGAUUACAAUCUCAUUUAUUAAAAACUAUGUCGAUA
This is a messenger RNA of Haliotis rufescens (red abalone), 1847 nucleotides long. RefSeq names its product sushi, von Willebrand factor type A, EGF and pentraxin domain-containing protein 1-like. The record is from RefSeq and is a predicted model, not a curated record. Bases 63 to 1289 code for a protein of 408 amino acids. Gene Ontology annotation, molecular function: calcium ion binding. The transcript has 6 exons. Lineage: Eukaryota; Metazoa; Mollusca; Gastropoda; Lepetellida; Haliotidae.